AUGGACAUGUACGCCAGCGUGCCCAGUAGCAGCGCUGGAUUCAGCGCACCAUUCCCGGCCGUGCUGGUCGCUCAACACGCCACCGGCGUUGACGCAUUCAUACAGGACAUUUGCGACCGAUUGGCGGCUCAGGGUUAUGCUGCCGUGGCGCCGAACCUGUAUCACCGGGUCACGGAUCCAGCAUUGCUCAACGAACAGCCCCGUCCCCGACCGGCCGCAUUGCUCAGUGAUCCGGAUAUCAUCGCUGACGUCAACGCUGCCGUGGAGUGGCUGCGGAAUCACGAUGCAGUGCAAAGCGACCGGAUCGGCGUGACCGGGUUCUGCAUGGGCGGUCGGAUCGCCUGGCUGGCUGCCGCCACCAAUCCGCAUUUUGCCGCCGUGUUGGCGGAAAACAUCAACUGCCCCAUGCUGUUCCACUUCGGAGAGAUCGACGUCAACCCGUCGCCCGAUGACAUGCGAGCGUUGGAUGCGGAAUUGGACCGUUUAGGCAAGGGGCAUCAGUUUCAUUCGUACCCAGGGGCAGACCAUGCCUUCAUGAACCCCGCCGGCGGACGUUACCAACAGGCCGCCGCGGAAGCUUCGUGGCCGCGAACCGUUGAAUUUUUCGACCGGCACCUGAAGGGUUAA
This is a messenger RNA of Geodia barretti, 627 nucleotides long. NCBI's taxonomy places the organism in Eukaryota, Metazoa, Porifera, Demospongiae, Tetractinellida, Geodiidae. The record is from the annotation of a GenBank genome assembly.